Molecule: messenger RNA, 570 nt
Organism: Fusarium odoratissimum NRRL 54006
Lineage: Eukaryota; Fungi; Ascomycota; Sordariomycetes; Hypocreales; Nectriaceae
Exons: 1
Coding region: 1-570 (189 amino acids)
Source: RefSeq, a predicted model, not a curated record
AUGCAAAUCAUCCGAGCUACGCAGGAUAUGUCCGCUGGGACGAAGCUGCUUCUCUCCUAUCGUACUCCCUGCGCCUUCGAAUCCUACGCGCAAGUACAGAAACACCUCUCAACUUGGGGCUUCAAGUGUGCGUGCGACCUAUGCAAGAGUAGAAGCAAGGAAGAUAAAGCGGCCCUGGAAAAGCGGCGCAAGAUCUGCCACGAGGCUUCCGAUCUUCUAAAGACUGAAGUGCUUCAAUUCAACUGUGCCAAAGCCAGAACAGUCCUGAAACAACUAGAGAAAACUUACAACGGAAAGUCCGCCGACAAAGUCGGACUGGAGCUUUCGGAACUUUGUUUUGGGAUGAACGAUCGGUACACGGAUUCGGGAAUGCACGCUGAUUUUGUCAGGAUGAUCGUGAAGUCUCUUGAGUCACUGGGCUUCGUCAUUGUCGCGUAUGUCCCUGGCCCAACUAUGUCAUUUAUCUGUUUCUCAAUCUGGCUGAACUGUACUGGAAAGUAUCUCGGCAGCUCUCCAUGCAUGUUUUCAACUACGCCAAGCUCUCGUACAAAUUCGUUGUUGGUGAAGUAG